CACGUGAAGCCUGGAAUUCGGCGAGUUAGAAAUCAUAUCAACCCUCUCCGCUCUCCACUCUUCCGGUUUUCCAUUGCAGACGCUGGAUUACCGUCAUUUUCAUGCAGAUUUCCUAAUUAAAGUUAUUUUCUUUAUGCCUGAAUUGAAGUGACAAAGUAGAUUUGCAGCAGCUUUACCUAGAUUUGCAGGGGACGUUCAAAUGUCGGCGCCUGCAGAUGCAUCUACUGCUUCAUAUAUUCAUUUGGUUCAGCACUUGAUUGAGAGGUGUUUGCUGUUUAACAUGGAUCAACGGGAAUGUUCAGAGGCACUUUCUAAGCAUGCCAAUAUUGAACCCACCAUAACUAUUACAGUGUGGAAUGAAUUGGAAAAGGAAAAUAAAGAUUUCUUCACAAAGUAUAACGAAAAGAGAAAAGAAAACAAAAGCCAAGAGCUGAAGCAGAUGGUAGAUGAUAUAAAUGCUAGAUUUUGCAAGAAAACUCUUUAAAGCAUAAUUACAACCUGUUUCUGGAUAAUUUUCCACUGUACGUAUUUGCUGUAAAUCUGGCAAAUGAAUUGGCAAAAGCAGAUCUUGUGGCAUAUAAUUUGAUUUAUGUGAUCAAAUUCCAAAUAUCUCAUCAUUAUGUGGUUUUUGGUGCGCUCGCUCCAUAUAAUGUGCACCAGUGUCCAUAUACAAAUAUGGAUUUAUUAAAAUUCUGAAUAAUCUUGUUUUCA
This is a messenger RNA of Cryptomeria japonica (Japanese cedar), 711 nucleotides long. RefSeq lists its product as uncharacterized. The record is from RefSeq and is a predicted model, not a curated record. The transcript has 3 exons. The coding region runs from base 200 to 484 and encodes 94 amino acids. Lineage: Eukaryota; Viridiplantae; Streptophyta; Pinopsida; Cupressales; Cupressaceae.